Messenger RNA from Polychytrium aggregatum, 2663 nucleotides. Its product is annotated as ABC transporter transmembrane region 2-domain-containing protein. Gene Ontology annotation, biological process: long-chain fatty acid import into peroxisome; fatty acid beta-oxidation; peroxisome organization. Lineage: Eukaryota; Fungi; Chytridiomycota; Chytridiomycetes; Polychytriales. Gene Ontology annotation, molecular function: ATP binding; ABC-type transporter activity; long-chain fatty acid transmembrane transporter activity. The record is from RefSeq and is a predicted model, not a curated record. Gene Ontology annotation, cellular component: peroxisomal membrane. Bases 121 to 2274 code for a protein of 717 amino acids. The transcript is spliced from 3 exons.
GGCUUGUCCCGACACAGAACUCGGCCGCCUUGCCAGACAACACCAGCCCACGAUCGGCGCUUCCUUUGGUCGCCAUCUGUCCAGCACCGCCUCGCCCCAGCGCUGUCUGCGUUUGCCGUCAUGUCCCGAGGCCGCUACCAGCCCGUUCCAUCAAGCCCGGCCCAGGAGCCAUCCAAGGACGAGCAGGAGCCUGUCCUCGUCCUGGACAAGGAUGCCAACAAACCCAGCUUUGACCAGGUCUUUGCUCGCCGGCUGUGGCGGCUGCUCGGCAUCAUCUUUGCGCUUGGCCGAGGCUCGGUCACGCAGACAUACGUCUUCCUGAUUGCCCUCUUCAUUCUGCACGAGGUCUUUGUCUUCCUCGUCGGCACCCUGAGCCCCAACUUUUACCUCUAUCUGGGCAAGCGGGACUAUGCAAACUUCAAGCUCACCAUCCUCAAGUCCGCCAUCUACUACAUUCUCGUUUCUGUCGUCAAGAGCGCUACCGACUACGCCCAGGGCGUCUUUGCCCUUCGAGCCCGAAAGCGCAUCACCACAAAACUCACCCGCAAGUACCUGCGCAACGGCAGACCCUAUCGGAUCCGGGUCCUGGCCGACAAGGCCUCGUCCCAUCAGUCCGUCCCCCUGGCUGGCAUCUCGACGGCGAACGACGCUCUGUCCGCUGCCGACGCCUCGCCCGAGCAUUCAACCAGGCCACUUCCCAAGACCGACCCCAAACUUGCAAUUGGCGUCGAGAAUCCUGACCAGCGUAUUGCCGAGGAUGUCGGCCGCUUCACCGAGCAGUUGAUCAAGAUCAUCGGCGAGCUCACCAUGAAGCCCGUCCUGAUCGCGUACUACACCUACCAAAUCUACAAGGUCGCAGGCUGGGUCGGUCCGACGCUCAUGUACACCUACUUUGUAUUCAGCACCUUGAUUUGUCGCUACGUGCUCUUGCCCAUGAUUCCCCUCGUCUACACCAAGGAGCGCAGCGAGGGAAACUUUCGCUUUGGCUUCAUGUGGGUCCGCAGCCACUCGGAGCAGAUUGCGCUCCAAGGCGGCGAAGACCUCGAGAAUGACAAGCUCCAGGGUCUCUUCGAGGCAGUAUACGAUGCAACGUUGGGCUUCCUUUCCUGGAACUUUGUGCUGAAGACCGUCGUCAACCUGGUGACGUACUACGGCACCGACACGAGCUAUAUCGCCAUCGCCAUACCCAUCUUCAUGGGCAAGUACGACGACAUGGACGGCGCCGACCUGGCCUCGUUGAUUUCCAUGAACAUGUUUCUCUCACUGUACCUCAUCUACCAAUUUACUCGCAUCACCGAGCUGACCGAGGACGCCUCCAAGCUUGCUGGAUAUACCGCUCGUAUUAGCCAGUUGCUCGAGGUUCUGGACACCAUGGCCAGUCACGACGAUCGGCAACUAGACGAUCUUGUGCUGCCCAGCACGCUCGUAUCCCCCGACCAGGAUAUCGAGCAACUCAGUCCCGAGCAAAUCCAGCUCACCGUCGAUCCCGAGAACGGCCUCCGACGCCCCAGCAGCAGCAGCAUUAUCCUGCGCGACAUUACAUACUCGACUCCGACGGGAACCCUGCUGAUCCAGGAUCAGUCGCUCACCAUCGAACGCGCCCAGAACCUGCUGAUCGUCGGCCCUUCUGGGUGCGGAAAGAGCUAUCUCUUGAAGGUCAUCGCAGGCCUUUGCACGCUCGAGCAUGGCACGAUCGAGUAUCCCGGCUACGGCUCAGCCCAGUCGCAAGAGCAUUCGGCCGAACUCUCCGGCCCCUCAAAGCUACACCCUCGACACCUCUUCUUCCUGCCCCAGAACCCCUAUCUGGUGCUGAACAGCUCCCUCAAGGACCAAAUUACCUAUCCGCUCCAGGCCACAAACAAGGGCGAGCUCCUGAGCGAUGAAGAGCUCCUCGAGAUCCUGCAGGCUGUCGAGUUGGACUAUCUGUUUGAGCGCGAAGCCAGUGGCAGACUACGCUCCCAAAAGAACGCCGACGAGCAGUCGCUCCAGGUCUCCCAAAGCGACCUCUCGCAGACACUUUCGCGGGGCGAACAGCAGCGGCUGUGCAUCGGUCGGAUUCUCUUCCACAAGCCCGACUUUGCAUUCUUGGACGAGGCACUUUCGGCGGUCGAUGCCCACAUGGAGGCUCGCAUCAUGAAGAAGCUCUCUGCACACAACCAGGUCACGCUCGUUUCCGUCACGCAGCGCGAGGUACUUGAUGCCAAGAGUCUCUACCACCGGCAGCUGAUCUUCGAUGGAUGGGGCGCCUGGAAAUGCCAGGAUGUGCGCCGCUGAGGCUAGCACAGCAUCACGAGCGAACAGAAAGCAACACCGGGGCCGAAAGAACACAGCGCCGGCUUCCCGCCGCUCUGAUUGGCAAGGGCGCGGAAACUCUUGAUACGAGGUUGAUUCGGGGGUUUGGCGCCAGGGAUGGGAAGCAUCAAUGUUGUGCGUGGGGUCGCCCGCUGUCGUUGGAGCACGCACUUGCUCGCCAUCAAUACAACGCACUUGCUCGUCUUCGAUACAAACCACCAUCGCUCUCACCGGGCAGAGCCGAAUAUCAAGCGCAUUCCCUCAGCCUCAAACCAUGGGAGUUGACCCAGCCAGGAAUGGGCUGCUGCCAUUGGAAACGGCGGCACUGGAUCGUCUCCCAGACUGUGUCCUUCUGAACAUCGGCACCUGGC